ACCUUGAAAUAAUUCUCUUUUAUUUCUCUCUCUAGCUAUCAUCCCAUUUAUUAUAGCUAAUUCUUUUGCUAUACUGAUGAUUUGAAUAAGAGAAAACUAUACAUAUGGAGAGCAAUUCUACUGAAGUUUCUAAAGAUGAGAAGGGCACAAGCUACAUCUUAGAGCUUCACAAUGCGGUAAAGUCCGGAGGCAAAAACAAGCUACUCGGCCGCUUAAGUUCAAAUCAUCCAAUAGUGUUGGAGACCAAUAAACAUGGUGAUACGCCACUGCAUGUUGCUGCAAGGUUAGGGAAUUUUGAAGCGGUGAAAGACAUAGUCGACUGUGAAACUGGAGAGGCUACGUUGAGAAGCUGUUAGAAAAAUAUGAUGGCGAUCUUUUAGAAAUGAAAGAUGAUCAUGGAUGGACUCCUCUUCACCAUGCGGCACACUUUGGCGAGGUGGAAGUGGUGAAAAGAUUUUUGCAGAAAAAAGCAACCCUUGCUUUGAUUCAAGACAAUGAAGGCAUGUCCCCUCUUCAUAUUUCAGCAAGGAGUGGUUCUUUUGGAGCAGUAAAAUCAUUAAUAGCUGAAUCCGGAAAAUAUUCGUACAACAUUUGUGAGUUAUUGGACAACAACGACCGAACGGCUCUACAUGUUGCUGUGGAGAGUAGAAACAUAUGCUUGGUAAAGGGAAUGCUACAUUUCAAGGAGUUUAAUGAUAUUUUACAUUGGAAAGACAAAGAUGGAAAUACUUGCUUCCAUCUCGCUGUGUUAACUCGAAGUGGAAUAAUGACAUCAUCAUUUUUAUUUUCUCGUCGAGUACUUGACAUAGUCGCUAUCUUAACUGGGAGUGGAACAGUGACAUCAUCAUUUUUAUUAUCUGGUCGAGUACUUGACAAAUUCGCUCUUAAUAGUAAGGGAAUGACGGCCACUGAUAUUGUGCAUGAUGAAAACUUCAACCGGAUUUCGAGCCUUGAGAGUUGAGACCUCGAAAGCUGGAUUCGUCAGGUGUGAGAUCGCAAUAGCUAGAAUACAUGUUCGUAACCUAGGCGCCGAAUCUUCAAAGUUGGUGGCAACCUCGAAGAUGGGUAACCUCGAAGUCCUUAUAAGCUCGAAAGAUAGACAUCGGAAGGCAUCCAUUUUUGGGUGACCUCGGAUCAAGAGGUCCGAGCUUGACAUGAGUGUGAGCUCGAAACAAGGUGGUCUCAGUGAUAUUUUCCCACCCCGAGCUGGUCUUGGGGAAAAUAAUAUAACUCGUAAGUUACUCAGAGACCUAGACUGGCAUGAUGCUGAUGAUGCUGAUUGCUGAUCUCGAACAGCUUAAUAGGUCACUUGAAGAGACGCAGUCUACAUUUAUUGUUGUAACUUCCCUACAAUAAAGGGAAGUUAUUUAUUAGUCGGUUAUACGCCCCCUGGUCUUCAGGGGAUGUUUCCUGGUAUAUAGGAGUUACAGGCUUUAAAGCCAUUAAAUUUAUUAAUAUACAGAAUAACUUCCCGAAAUGUGUAGGAUAGUAUUCUAAGAUUUCCUCUAUAAAUAGAGAGGUCAUGUACCAUUGUAAGGGAUCAAAAUUUUGUAAUCUUGAGAGAACCUCUGGAGAAUUCAUUCCUGAAGAAUAUCCAGAGAUUUCCUAAG
Messenger RNA from Humulus lupulus (European hop), 1610 nucleotides. RefSeq lists its product as uncharacterized. The transcript is spliced from 3 exons. Bases 383 to 961 code for a protein of 192 amino acids. Gene Ontology annotation, cellular component: plasma membrane. NCBI's taxonomy places the organism in Eukaryota, Viridiplantae, Streptophyta, Magnoliopsida, Rosales, Cannabaceae. The record is from RefSeq and is a predicted model, not a curated record. Gene Ontology annotation, molecular function: protein phosphatase regulator activity; protein phosphatase 1 binding.